Papaver somniferum (opium poppy) is the source of this 963-nucleotide messenger RNA. RefSeq lists its product as uncharacterized. The transcript has a single exon. The coding region runs from base 1 to 963 and encodes 320 amino acids. NCBI's taxonomy places the organism in Eukaryota, Viridiplantae, Streptophyta, Magnoliopsida, Ranunculales, Papaveraceae. The record is from RefSeq and is a predicted model, not a curated record. Gene Ontology annotation, molecular function: RNA-DNA hybrid ribonuclease activity; nucleic acid binding.
AUGGCGGACCUGUUAGCAGCAUUCCCAGAAGAAGGAACUACCGCACUGCAUGAAGACCUUCCUAUGGAGUUUCCAGAAAUCUCUUUUAUCAAAGAAGAGGCGUGGCUUUUAUAUUUUGAUGGUUCUGCUACUCCUAGUAAUAAUACUGGAGGAGCGGGUAUAGUUCUAGUGUCUCCAACGGGUGAAUUAUUUUCACAUUCUUUCAAGUUGGACUUUCAGUGCACCAACAAUUCGGCAGAAUACGAAGCUUUCCUCAUAGGAUUGUCACUAGCCAAACAAGCAGGGGCCACACACCUUGAAGUAAGAGGCGACUCUAAAUUGUUGUUCAAUCAGAUGAAUGGAGUAUACUCACUCAAAGAGAUGUCGCUGGCCCCUUAUAGAUCCGAGGCACAAAAGCUACUGAACUACUUUGCCGAUGCAACCAUAACUCAUAUCGGCCGCAAUAACAACAAACACGCUGAUUGCUUAGCUACAUUAGCGUCAAAGCGACAAUUCGAAGGUUUGGAAGAAACCUUGAUCGUGAAAAGACGGACUCUAGCGUCAACAUGGAUCUCACAAUCUAAAGGCGCUGAAGUCAACGACUGGAGAACUACGAUUAUUCAAGAACUAAACAGUUCGCUCUCUCAAGGAAAGGUCAGUCUCAAAACUCUGCAAAGCUUCUUCAUCCUUCAUGGAAUGUUAUAUCAUCGAAACCCAGAUGGCUCCUUGUCAAGAUGUCUCGGAGAUGAGGAAGCACAGCUGCAGCUUAACCGUGUUCAUGGCGAAAUUUGUGGACAAACGUCGGUGGUAACGCUUUACCGUCGCCUUCAAUGCCUCGACUAUUACUGUCCAGAAAUGGAAACUUCUAUCCCGAUUGCUACAAAGGUCUUGCUCCAAUUGUCAAAUACCACCACAUCAAUUAGAGAUUUUCAACGUGAGCCACGUUGGGGACUGGCGAGAGCCGUACGUCAAUUAUCUUCGUGA